Messenger RNA from Notodromas monacha, 623 nucleotides. Lineage: Eukaryota; Metazoa; Arthropoda; Ostracoda; Podocopida; Cyprididae. The record is from the annotation of a GenBank genome assembly.
UUUUUCGUUUCUUUUGUCAGGAGUGUUCAUGAAUGUGUGUGUCGAGUGAAAAUGUCCAUGUCGUCUUUGAUGCCGUCCCGGUUUCUGUCACUCGUGGCGCAUUUUGUCAUCCUGGUUACCGCUAUGUCUGACAAGAAGGCGAAUGUGCUGGCAUCUCUUCCGUGGGAUUUCACUGAGGAGGAAUGGAAUGGCAAGAUGAGGGAGUUGUCAGCUGGGUUGAUAGUAUCCCUGGUAUUCAUUUGUGUGGAGCUGGUCACCUUCCUUUUUGGAGUCACUAUGUUCUUGCCCAUGCAAUCAGUCAUUUCCAUUUUUUGCCAUGGAGGAGGAGCUAUAACGAUGGGAAUUUUCCUUGUGGACGUGUGGGAUACGUACUGGUUCUGGUGGUCAUUUGGUGUUUUCAGUGCGGUGCCUUUUGCUUGUGAACUGGCAUCUGUGACCAGUGUUUUAUGCCUCUUCAAAGGUACUUGAUGAAUGUUAUGUGAAGGUUUUUACAAUUUACUGAUGAUGGAUUUUUGUUUGAAAAAUGUAUGACGUCCAGGGAAUCCAAUCUAGUCGUGAUAUGUGUUCUGUUUUGUAUUGCCUUGGUGGAUGCAAAUGAAGCUUUUGAGCACCUUUGACUGAAA